UUUAUGCCUUCGGUAGAGCAUGCACACAAAAAUCAGUUCAAAAGGACUUUCUGAUGGAGACUUGGAAAAAUACAAUUUAUCUCAGUGGACUCGACUGCGUUGUUAUAUUAGUUGGUCAGAUACAGUGAUAAAAUUACCCAUACACGUUUCUCUCUUUCUCAUGGUGCCCUAAUCUAAUCGGCAAACUCAGAAACAUCCACUAUCUCAGGGUAAUUUUUGUGUUAUUCCACGACACCAAUUGUCGCGCUCUCGAAGGUAGCAGUCUCGAUUGAGGACGCAGUGUAUACUACACAUACAUUUUUGCAAGGUGUCCUAGGUGUUGAUUCUUUAUCACAAAAUUCGCAUAAGGAUCAAUAUUGUACGUGUCCUGUGUGACCAAUCAGGAAAAGAUGCCACAAACUGAAUGCAGACUAUUAUGUUAUCAUCCACAAUGGCUACAACAAUUCGCUAACACGCGGACAUUUAUUGUUGUAUAUGGAUUCCUUGGCACGGUACAAGCCAUGUGCUAUAUGUACUUCGUCAUCACGCUCACCACCAUUGAGAGGAGGUUUAAAAUUCCUUCCCACACAACAGGCAUCAUCAUGAGCGGCAACGAAAUCUCGCAAAUUCUUCUAUCUCUUUUUCUGUCCUACGCUGGUGGGCAGCGCAACAGACCUCUUUGGAUUGCCUGGGGAGUGGCUAUUUGUGGAUUCUCAUGUUUUAUUCUCGCUCUCCCGCAUUUUAUAUAUGGUGCUGGAGAUGAUGCCUUACGCCUUACAAAAGAGUUCCAAGAUAAAUUUGAAAAUAACAUUUUAUUUGCGAACUCAUCCAAUUUGAUGGGUGACGGCUCUCAACGUCUUUGUUCCAUGACUGAUACCAACAAAUCCCAUGAUUGCGAUGAAUUAUUUUCAGUCGUACCUCUAGUUCUUAUAUUCCUUUCUCAAUUCAUACUUGGUAUAGGGAAUACAUUGUACUAUUCACUAGGGCAGGCCUAUCUUGAUGACAAUACCAAGAAAACCAAUACACCUCAACUACUUGGCUAUGCCUUUUCACUUCGUAUGCUUGGACCACUGAUUGGUUUCUUCGUGGCCUAUGCUUUCCUCAACAUGUACAUUGAUCCCACUAAGACACCCUUGAUCAGUCCUGCGGAUCCUCGAUGGAUGGGAGCUUGGUGGAUGGGAUGGAUUGUUGUUGGAUCCAUAAUGAUGGUUUUUGCUAUAUUAAUUGGAAUGUUUCCUAAAGAUCUACCCAAAAAACCCAAAAAAAAGACUUUUGUUAAUGGAAAUGAAGCCCUUGAGGAAGAGGAAGCAGUACCGCUAAAAGAGAUUUCUAAGAUGAAUUCUGAAAGUCAUUCCGAAGAAUCACGCCCUGAAAUUGUUAUAAAUGCCAAAAUGAAGGAUUUUCCAGUAGCCUUAGCUCGACUUUUUCGUAAUAAAGUAAUAAUGUUCAACAUUAUAUCAGGCAUCUUCUACAUCCUAGGUGCAAGCGGAUACAUGACAUUUUUCGCCAAAUACAUCGAAGUGCAAUUUCAUAAAGCUAGGUCUGACUCCACCAUUAUUGCUGGUCCUGUUAAUCUUUUCGGCAUGGUGGCAGGUUUCCUUAUAUCUGGAUGGGUAAUAACGAAAAAGAAACCUUCGGCAUCAAAACUUCUGUUUUGGAACGUUAUAUUAGGUUGCAUCUAUGUAACUGGAACAGCAUGCUACCUUUUCCUGACAUGCCCUGACAAUAGCAUGCCCACACCUGUAAAUGGUAUUCUCAACCUCACAAAAUCCUGCAAUGAACACUGUUUUUGUGAUGAUGUUCCCUACAAUCCUGUUUGCAGCGAAGCUACUGGAGUAACGUACUUCUCAGCUUGUCAUGCUGGGUGCACAAGUUGGGAUUCCAAAGAAAAAUACUACUCAGGCUGCUCCUGUUUAUCUACAAAAGCACCACAAGUACAUCAAGAUACAUCUCCGAACAGAACACAUUUUAAAUGGACACCUCUUACUCAACUAAUUAAACCGGUGACACAUGGAAAUGAUUAUGAAGAGAUCACACUAGACUUCACAAAUGGUGACGAAGAAAUCACAAAUGUAGAAAUAAAUUCAACAACUCCAUAUCCUAAAAAUACAAUAAACAGUAUAAAAGUAGAAGCUGAAGAACUAGCUACAAAUAAUGCUACUACUGAUAUACAUUACAUAGCUCAACCAGCGGAAAUGCCGGACAAUGAAGAACAAUAUUUACCAAAAACAAGAAAACGAAGAAAUAUCUUGGAAUCAACUAUAAAAACACUAAAAACUAUCCCAGGAGCAUGUAUGGCAGGAUGCUCUCAAGGAUUCUUUCUUUUUGCACUUGUUUCGAGUAUAACAAAUUUUAUGGGAGCUACUGGGAAGAUCGGGAAUGUUCUAGUCAACUACAGGGCCGUUUCCGUAGAAGAUAAAAGUUUUACCCAAGGACUAGUUCUAAUGAUGUUCAGCCUGUUUGGGUUGAUUCCUGGACCGAUUCUUUAUGGCUGGAUCAUCGAUCAAACCUGUAUGGUGUGGAAUUACCGCUGUGAAAAAAUCGGAAACUGCCAAGUGUAUAACCAACGGGAUUUUCGCAUUUAUGUUAAUUCAACGGCUAUUGUUCUAACAAGUCUUGGAAUGAUAUUUGACUUUCUCGUAUGGUACUAUGGGAGAAAAUUAGAUUUCUACAGUGAGGAUUAUGCUGAAACAAAUCAAAAGAAACUCAGGAGCAAAACCGAACGAUAGCUGCUCUAAGUUGACUUUUGGUAUAUACUGUACCUCCUUGGUAUAUACCUACAUUUUGGAAUAUUUUAUAAAAUAUAAUAUAUGAUUAUUAAAUAAAAGAAAAAAUUCUAUAGUU
Messenger RNA from Lutzomyia longipalpis, 2823 nucleotides. It is a transcript of the gene Oatp33Ea, whose product is annotated as solute carrier organic anion transporter family member 74D. The record is from RefSeq and is a predicted model, not a curated record. Lineage: Eukaryota; Metazoa; Arthropoda; Insecta; Diptera; Psychodidae. The coding region runs from base 390 to 2708 and encodes 772 amino acids. Gene Ontology annotation, cellular component: membrane. Gene Ontology annotation, biological process: transmembrane transport; sodium-independent organic anion transport. The transcript has 6 exons. Gene Ontology annotation, molecular function: protein binding.